AUGGGCAUCAGGGAGGAACUGCAGAGCCGUCAGUUUUGGUGCUGCCUGCUGGCAGAGGCAGGGGGCACCCUUAUCUUCGUUUGGGUGGUGCUGGGCGCAUCGUCCCCUGCGAGCCCCAAAGAGGUGCUUCCUUCCCCUCUUCAGCCAGCCCUUGCUGCAGGGCUGGUAGCUGUCAGCUUGGCUCACUGCUUUGGCGACAUCAGCGGUGCCCAAGUCAACCCGGCGCUCACGGUGGCCUUCCUCUGCACCCGCAAACUGGAUGCUCUGCACGCAGCAAGCUAUAUCCUGGCCCAGUGCUUGGGUGCCAUCUUAGCUUCGGGCGUCUUCUACCUUGUGUUGCCCACCUCAGCCGUGGGGCAAUUGGUCACCAAGGUCAGCAGCGAAGGGAACGCUGGGCAGGCCUUGGGGAUGGAAGCCUUUUCCACUUUCCAGCUAGCUCUCACCAUCUUUGCUGUAGAAGACCAUCGGAGGCGUGAGUUGGGUGAGCCUGGAAUCUUGGCCAUUGGCUUCUCUGUAAUCGCAGGAGCACUAGCUGCGGGUACGUUCUCCGGAGGCAGCAUGAACCCAGCACGGUCCCUGGGACCAGCUGUCGUGACAGGAAUUUGGGAACAUCACUGGGUGUACUGGCUCGGCCCCAUCCUUGGCGCAGUCCUUGCCGGUGUCUCCUACGAAUUCUUCUUUGCCAACAAUGCUUCACGGGAGAAGCUGGUUGCCUGCCUGACCUGCCGCGACAUAGAGAUCGUGGAGGCGGCCAGCAUGUCUCGUUCUUCUGUCUCGGCCGCUGCCAAGCCGCCUUGCAAUGGGGAACACAGCACCGAAUAG
Molecule: messenger RNA, 822 nt
Organism: Zootoca vivipara (common lizard)
Lineage: Eukaryota; Metazoa; Chordata; Lepidosauria; Squamata; Lacertidae
Product: aquaporin-4-like
Biological process (GO): transmembrane transport; water transport
Cellular component (GO): plasma membrane
Molecular function (GO): water channel activity
Source: RefSeq, a predicted model, not a curated record